AUGCUCUACAAGGCCACGCGGAUGGUCCUGACGCGCAAAGGAAAAAGCCAGACCUGGGGCUUCAAAAGUAUGGACGGCGAGCCCGCCGACGCUCGGCACGUCGCGAUCGCCCCGGUGCCGUUCCGGAGCGGCACGCGCGACCUGCGCCGCCUCGUCGAGCGUCCAUCAGCGGCGCUCACCGGAGAUUCCGGCACCUGGCGAGCGGCGGCGGCGGACCUCGUCGCCAAGGAGUCGCGCGCCGCGCUGCCCCACGGCGAGCGGAUCUCGUUCCACCGCGACUCGGCGCUCUGCGCGACCCGGGCCGCGGCGCUCGCCCGAGAUUUCAACCGCGCCGUCUGCUCCAAGGCCGCCUCCGUCGGCACGGUCGCCGCAUUCGCCGCGCCGCCUUCCGUCGAGGUCGCGGCCGUCCGGAUCUAUCGGCUUCGGGACGCGCGCGCGCCCGGCGGGUUCCGCUACGCGCAGGUCGAGCCGCGGCUGGAUACCGUGGUGAAUCAUGACGACCCCGGAGUGAGCGUGGGGAGUGACGCAGCGCACACGUUCUCCCACUACACCUACGAGGCGACGUCCGGCCAGGAGAUCGUGCUCGGGCUCCGGGGCGAAGCCACGCGCUUCGUCUGUCCGCGGAUCCACUCGAUCCGACGAAGAUUCGGAGGGAAUGAUCGUGGAGCGGCGGCGGCGCACGCAUUCUUCCAGAAACACACGUGCAACUCCUUCUGCGCGUUCUUGGGGCUCCGGCAGCGCUCCUCCGCGGACAUAGACCUCACGGCGGCCGACGAAAUCAUCGACGGCGACGAGGACGUCGUCGACCUUGCCGGCGACGCCGACGUCAUAGACCUCGCGGGCGGCGACGUCGUCGACCUCGCCGCCGACGACGACUCGGACGUCGUCGACCUCGCCGCCAGCGACGACGACGACUCGGUCGUCGUCGACUUGACGGAUCACGAGGACGUCGCCACGCCGGUGGCCAAGCGGACGCGCGCCGACUCCGACGACGAGGGCCGCGCGCCCACCGACGACGAGGGCCGCGCGCCCAAGCGGCCGCGGCAGGAAAACGUCCCGGUCUUCGACGUCGAAGCCGAGACGGACGAGCUCGCCGCGCGCGGCGCCGCGCGGCGACGACCGGCCGCCGGCAUGAUCACCAUCGAGGACGCGACGGCGACGCUCGAGGCCUCGCUGGCGAGGGUGAAGAAGGAGAACGCCGCCCGCGUCCAGGAGGCCGUCGAGCAGAAGGAGGAGGAGAGCAUGGAGUGCCCGAUAUGCAUGGACGGCCGCAAGGACACGACCCUCGUGCCUUGCGGCCACGUCGUGUGCGCCGCCUGCGCGGGAGACGCGGCGACCUGCCCCACGUGCCGAGGCGCGGUCUCGUCGACGAUGCGCAUCUACCUCUAG
Molecule: messenger RNA, 1389 nt
Organism: Aureococcus anophagefferens
Lineage: Eukaryota; Pelagophyceae; Pelagomonadales; Pelagomonadaceae
Exons: 1
Coding region: 1-1389 (462 amino acids)
Biological process (GO): protein phosphorylation
Molecular function (GO): ATP binding; protein serine/threonine kinase activity
Source: RefSeq, a predicted model, not a curated record